AUGUUUGUAGUUGGGAUGGGAGGAUCGGGCAAAACAACUCUUGUUAAGAAAGUGUACGAGAGGGUGAAGGACGAAGGGUUUGAGUGCCAUGCUUGGAUCACUGCUUCAAGGUCAAGAAAGAAACGUGAGAUCUUAUGGAGGAUGUUCAAUGAAUUCUGCAAUCAACCGGUUGAGCAAACUCCCCAGAGUUUCUCCAACGUCGAGGUUGACCUGGUUGACCUAACGAACAAACUAAGGGAGCAUCUGCAAAACAAAAGGUAUGUUGUAGUUUUUGAUGAUUUGUGGAUUAAAGAUGUUUGGGAAACCAUUAAAUUUGCAUUACCUGGAGGUAAUCACAGUAGAAUAAUUGUCACUACGCGAAGAGGCGAUAUAGCUUGUUCAUGUAGAGAUGACUCUACUGGUGUCUAUAACAUCCAGCCUCUUCCUAUGGAAAAGGCUCAAACACUCUUUUGCAAGAAGGCUUUCCCAGGAAGGAGCAUAUGUCCUUCAGGGUUGGAGGACUGGUCCCAAAGAAUCUUAACAAAAUGCGAAGGAUUGCCACUUGCAAUCAUUGAACUAGGUCAAAUUCUGUCAAAUAAAGAGAAAUCUGAAUCUGUAUGGAAAAGAUUGCUUGAAAGCCUUGGAUCAGAGUUGAGCAGAAAUGGCCGCCUUUCAAAUACCAUGAGAGUACUAUCUCUAAGUUACAGAGACUUGCCGUACCAUCUCAAGUAUUGUUUUCUAUACUUGAGCAUUUUUCCCGAGAAUGAUUAUCCAGUUAGGUGCAGAGUAUUGAUUCGGCUGUGGAUAGCAGAGGGUUUUAUAAGAGAACAAACAGGCAAAGAACUUGAAGACAUUGGAGAGGAGUAUCUAAAAGAACUCACCGACAGGAAUCUGAUACAAAGUGAAUUGGAUUUUGAUGGGAGGCCAAAAACUUGUCGGUUACAUAAUCUCAUGCAUAAGAUUAUUCUCUCAAAGUCAAGAGAGGAGAAUUUUUACAAUGUUCUCUCAGAUUCACAGAGAAACAUAGGUGACAAACCCCGCCGAUUAUCUAUCCAAAGCGGUGGAUUCAACAUGUUGCAUAGGAACUUUAAUUGUGUUCGCACACUUUUUAUGUUCGGUGUACCCUACAGCUCCAUUCCAGAAUCCUCUUCAAGCGUGAAAUUAUUGAGAGUUCUGCAUCUGGAAGGUGCACCAUUGGAGGAAUUUCCUUCGGAAAUUUUGGAGUUACUGCUCUUGAAGUAUCUGUGUUUGAGAAAUACCAAUAUCAAAAGCGUUCCCAAGUCUCUGGGGAAUCUUAGGUACCUAGAGACCUUGGAUCUUAAGCAAACUAGAGUUACAAAGCUGCACAAAAAAGUACUCAAACUUGAGACACUUCGGCAUUUGCUUGUUUAUCGCUAUGACAUAGAACAUUAUACCUCUUUUGAUUGUGUUAAAGGAUUCGAGGUAUCAGCAAAGAUCAAGUCACCAAACUUGCAGAAGCUAUCAUUCAUAAAGGCAGAUAAGCAUCACAAAGUGAUUCACGGACUACGAAAUCUGACACAACUAAGAAAGUUGGGGAUCAUUGAUCUUCCAGGAGAAGAUGGGUCAAAAUUGUGUGAGUCAAUUGACCAGCUGCGAAACCUCCAAUCCUUGAAUGUAACAUCAUUACGAAAGGAUGAAGUUGUAGAUCUACAAGCAAUCACCAAUCCUCCACAACUUCUUCAACGCCUGUAUCUGAAAGGGCGAUUAGAAAGGUUACCAAUUUGGAUUUCCAGACUUCAUGACCUGGUAAGGAUACGUCUUAAGUGGUCCAAGUUAACACACUACAAUAACCCCAUUGAUAUCCUUCAACAUCUUCCUAAUCUAUUGGAGCUCCAUCUGCUCGAUGCCUAUACUGGAAACCAGUUAGAUUUCACUGCCAGAAAAUUUCGAACUCUUAAGAUCUUGGAACUUGAGCAAUUGGAACAAUUGAGAAACGUCAGAAUGGAAGAGAAUACCUUAACUCGUCUCCAAAAGCUGAUUAUAAGGCAGUGCAGUAACCUGCAGCAGAUUCCAGAGGGUAUUAAAAACCUCACUCGCCUCAAAGAGCUUCACUUGUACGAUAUGCCCAACAGAUUUGUGGCCCCACUCAAGAAUGGUGGAACAUUGAGUCAUCUGGUUCGCCAUAUCCCAAACAUCCAAUGUUAUUACCUCGCGAGGAAUUGGGUGCCAGAAGCUCUCAAUCUCACGGCUAACUAA
Messenger RNA from Cornus florida, 2196 nucleotides. RefSeq names its product disease resistance protein RPM1-like. The transcript has a single exon. The coding region runs from base 1 to 2196 and encodes 731 amino acids. Gene Ontology annotation, biological process: defense response to other organism. Gene Ontology annotation, molecular function: ADP binding. NCBI's taxonomy places the organism in Eukaryota, Viridiplantae, Streptophyta, Magnoliopsida, Cornales, Cornaceae. The record is from RefSeq and is a predicted model, not a curated record.